Messenger RNA from Pelagomonas calceolata, 1119 nucleotides. Lineage: Eukaryota; Pelagophyceae; Pelagomonadales; Pelagomonadaceae. The record is from the annotation of a GenBank genome assembly.
AGCGUUCACGGGCAGCGGCUGCGUCAAUCGCCCCCACACCGACUGCAAUCGACAGCCGCUGACACCCACAGCCGAUCGCACCCCACGCGUGCAGCAUGGCCGCGCCGCUACCCAUGCGGCUGCCCGCCACCUUCCUCACGCUGCUCCUCGCGACGGCCGCCGUGAACAAGCACGAGGACCCGCACGAGCACGCGGCGGCGCUCAAGAAGCGCGAGGUGAACUCGCGCCACGCCGACGCUGGCAAAAAACAAGUGAAGAUCACGUUCACAAAUUAUUUACCUGUGGCCGGCGGCCACCGGUUGUGGUGGGACGGCGGCGUCGGGAGGAAGCACCAGGCCGAUUUAGGAUAUGUCAAACAAACCUACAUCGCGGGGACCUUCGAGGGCCACCGCUGGUGGGUCGAGAAUGAGAAUGGGGAGACGGUCUGGCAGAUGGUCGUCGACGAAGGGAAGGGCUACAACCAGCACGUCGCGAUCUCGAAAGAUAGAUCCGUAAAACGGACGAUCUCGUCGAUCAUCGAGCACCCGGAGUUGUAUGAUCUACAUCGGUUGGAUAGUGACUACGGCGCGAAGCACGACCACCACGGCUGCGCCGACCCCGUGCUGGUGGACGACGUCGUGCGCGUGAGAGCUAUCGGCUCCGAGGGCGCGCCGGCCUGGGUCGCGCAAGAAGACGGUUUGUUGAGUGCCGCCCACGACAGCCGGACCAUGAACCACCAGAUCUGGAAGGUCGAGUCGGAUCGGACGGCCGGGCCUCUGUGGACGGGCGACUACGUCUAUUUUCUCGGAGAGGGCGCCGAGGGCCCGGCCUACAUCGACGCGCCGCCGCCCCAAGGCCGAGGGAUCGCGCCGCUGGCCGCGCGGUGGAAGGACCGGGGCGACUGGCAGAAAUUUAUCAUACACAAGGGCGAGGAGCUCGACGCGCACCCCCUCUCGGCGGUGUGCUACGGCGAGACGCUGUUCCUGCAGACGCACUACGGGACUUUUGCGGACACGCACCAGGGCCGCGUCCUCGCGCGGUGGAAGCAUCGGGGCGACUGGCAGAAGGUCGCCUUCGAGAGGGUGGGGGCGGAGGCCGGCCACGGCGGGGAGCUCUGACGUUUUUUAUGGUUUUGUAUUU